UCUUCUCAAACAAAGCCCGAUGGAAAUGGAAUGGCUCGAGAAGAAGACAACGAAGAUGGAGAUGGAGAAAUGCAAACCACCAUUUCAGUAUCCUUUUGACCACGCUGCCUUGGCUGAAUAGUAUUCGCUUCCCUUCCUCCGCACAACGAUAGGAUCGAUCGUGUCCCCAAGUCUCCCGAAGUCUCCGCCUGUGCUGAAGGUUCCAAGAAAAAGACUGGACUUUUGGAGACGAGUCAUGCUUCCAGUCCGAUGCUCGGUAGCCAUCAUUCCCCCACAAUGGCGUCAUCGGCUUCUUCAGAAAUGGAUCCGCCGGAAGAGAUGCCGUUCAAGGUCGACGACUUUCUCGCCCUCGAAGAAGACCCAGACCCGCCGACCCAGCACCGCCCUGCUGCUCAGCACUACGGUCGUCCUCUCCAGGACCAAAAGCACUGCCAUGAUAUCAAGAACAAGAACAACAAGAAUGCGGGGAGUUCGUCGGCUUUGACGAAGAGCGGCGGCGCCGCAAAAGUCGGAUUCAUUACGAGAUCUGAUCUUGAGAUGCUAGAUGAUGGAUACAGGUGGAGGAAGUAUGGAAAGAAGAAGGUGAAGAGUAGCCCAAAUCCCAGUGUCAUCCAGGAACUACUAUCGGUGCUCAGAUUGCGGAUGCAACGUGAAGAAGAGAGUCGAGCGACAUCAAGAAGAUUCAAGCUUGGUGAUAACCACAUAUGAGGGUGUCCAUAACCAUCUUGCCCCUCUACCUGCAGCUGCGAAGCAUCAGGCUAUCCAUCUGCCAAACUCUCGCCGCUAGUUCAUUGCGGAGAGAUUUAGGGUUAUCAUAGUAGGGCUAACACCAGCAAUUCGGGUUUAGAGCAUUGUGUUUUUGUUGAUGUAGCAUCUACUCAGCACACUUAUCCUCUACUGAAUAAAGCUUGUAUGCUACAUGUAAGAACAAUCUACAAUUCUAGUACAUGGUUGAGUUCAUUGGACUAAGAACUCAUGUAAUAUGUCAAUGGAUACAAUCGAAUGCAAAGAAACAGAGUUCAUCCUGUUAAAAUUAAUGGCUAUGUCAAAUGGCAUUUUACUUUC
Molecule: messenger RNA, 1065 nt
Organism: Zingiber officinale
Lineage: Eukaryota; Viridiplantae; Streptophyta; Magnoliopsida; Zingiberales; Zingiberaceae
Product: probable WRKY transcription factor 75
Exons: 3
Coding region: 250-708 (152 amino acids)
Biological process (GO): regulation of DNA-templated transcription
Molecular function (GO): DNA-binding transcription factor activity; sequence-specific DNA binding
Source: RefSeq, a predicted model, not a curated record